Molecule: messenger RNA, 4782 nt
Organism: Colossoma macropomum (tambaqui)
Lineage: Eukaryota; Metazoa; Chordata; Actinopteri; Characiformes; Serrasalmidae
Product: phosphoribosyl pyrophosphate synthase-associated protein 1-like
Exons: 11
Coding region: 771-1964 (397 amino acids)
Biological process (GO): 5-phosphoribose 1-diphosphate biosynthetic process; purine nucleotide biosynthetic process
Cellular component (GO): cytoplasm; ribose phosphate diphosphokinase complex
Molecular function (GO): magnesium ion binding; ribose phosphate diphosphokinase activity
Source: RefSeq, a predicted model, not a curated record
AAUCACGUAACUGGGACGUCCAAUGAGCAAACUCGUGGCGUGUUUUCUCUCUUUCCCACCGCAUUGCAACCAAGUUUGCAGUGAUACAAAUCCAUCGAGCUUUCCGGGACACUCUCAGCCUCUCUGCUGUUUAUGAGCUUCGUUAUUUUUAUUUUUUGUCUGCGUUUUGGCCUCGUGUCUCGAGUCCAGAUCAGUUUUCCAGCUCCAGGCUGCGGUCCACUGCUUUCUUCUUUUCUGGAGACCAUUCCCUGCUUUCUGCUGACCUCUUUAAAGUCUCGUCCGUGUAUAAGUUGCUUACUAUCUUGGUGAAACUGUUUAAAACAGCGGAGAUAAUCCAGUGUAUCGUGUAUGAGUAUCAAAGCUGGCCCUCGUUUUGCUCUUAAAGCGGGUGAGAGGUUCAUGGACCUUCUGCUGAAGGCUUCCAGUCAUCCAGGUCAUUGAGUUCUCUAAGUGUUAAGCUGUUUACUGGAACUGUGUUGGAAUAGUCUUGUGUUUUUUUGGUCUGUUUUUGCUGUUUUCUCCAAAUUGGUGGUGUUGUAGGACAUUCCCUCCCUGACUGGUGUUGGUAAGUCAGAGGAUUUUGGCACCAAAAAGCUUCAAAUAAAAGUUCUAUACUAUUUUUUGUUCUAGACUAGUUCUUCAACUUUCCACAUUUGUCCCUAAAUUUUCCACUUUGGCUAAAUAAAUUUGUAUCACUGCAUAUUUAGUUGCCUUUUGUUGCGGCUGAAGUGACCAAAUUACGCAUAGAAACACCUCAAUUCUGUCUAAAAAUGCCCAAAAGUCGAGCAGGCCCUCAUAAGUUCUCUCUGUCUCACCCUCAAACACCCAAGCUGUCCUAUGGUUAUAAGUCCACAAUGAAUGUGGGGAGAAGUGGCUACCGGGUCUUCUCUGCCAACUCCACUCCAGCAUGCACUGAACUGGCCAAGAAGAUCACUGAGCGCCUUGGUGUGGAGUUGGGAAAAUCUGUGGUGUACCAGGAGUCAAACAGAGAGACCAGAGUGGAUGUGAAGGAGUCGGUGAGAGGACAGGACAUCUUCAUCAUCCAGACCAUGCCAAGAGACGUAAACACAGCGAUAAUGGAGCUGCUGGUGAUGGCGUACGCGCUAAAGACGUCCUGCGCUAAGAACAUCAUUGGGGUCAUUCCGUACUUUCCCUACAGCAAACAGUGCAAGAUGAGGAAAAGGGGCUCCAUUGUCUGCAAGCUGCUGGCCUCCAUGCUGGCUAAAGCUGGCCUGACCCACAUUAUCACUAUGGAUCUGCAUCAGAAAGAGAUCCAGGGCUUCUUCAGCUUCCCCGUGGACAAUCUGCGAGCUUCACCCUUUCUGCUGCAGUACAUACAGGAGGAGAUCCCAGACUACAGAAACGCUAUUAUAGUUGCAAAAUCCCCCUCGGCUGCAAAGAGGGCUCAGUCAUAUGCUGAGAGGUUGAGGUUGGGUUUGGCUGUGAUGCACGGUGAGGCACAGUGUGCUGAGUCAGACAUGGCCGACGGCCGUCAUUCUCCUCCCGCGUUCAGACCCUCCUGCGGACCCCCUGGCCUUGAGCUGCCCUGGAGACACCAAGCUCCAUUUCCCGGCAUCGAGCUUCCAAUGAUGAUGGCCAAAGAGAAACCGCCCAUCACAGUAGUCGGAGAUGUCGGGGGCAGAAUCGCCAUCAUUAUCGAUGACAUCAUUGAUGAUGUGGCAGACUUCGUAGCAGCGGCGGAGAUCCUGAAGGAGAGAGGAGCAUAUAAAAUCUACAUCAUGGCCACUCAUGGGCUUCUGUCUGCAGACGCUCCUCGUCUCAUAGAGGAGUCCGCCAUAGAUGAGGUGGUUGUGACCAACACCGUCCCACAUGAGGUCCAGAAGCUACAGUGUCCUAAAAUCAAGACGGUGGACGUCAGUAUGAUUCUAGCCGAGGCAAUCCGCCGCAUCCACAACGGAGAGUCCAUGGCCUACCUUUUCCGCAAUGUCACUGUGGACGACUAGCUGCAAGGUUUAGGAAAUCCUCACGCUGAUCUGGGACCAGUUUGGGGUCUUUUCUUGUGGUGGUCUGGGAUUUGGAGGAUGGACACUAAAUUUGGGACAGUACUUGCAGACCAGCCUAUGAACCGGGACCCAUCUUAUUAAAAGCAUGACAGUAUUAGAACCUUCCUUAUGAGGAAACUCAUGCUUGCAGUACCUUCCUGAGAACAGGCGUAAUUAUCAGUAUAUCUGUCUUAGCAUGCCAGAGAUAUGGAAGGAGAGGGAGAUGGAGUAUCACUUUAUUUGAAGGUCUGUCUUAAGGUUUAUUAAGGUCUUGUUUUUUGUUCAGUUAGAGACUUUUAAUGGUUUAUUCACUGUACUUUGGGAACCUUCUGGGCCAAAAUACUGCAGAUAUUAACCUUUAACCUCAUCUAAUGCAUGAGGCCUUACUAAUUAGCAGAUGAGCUGAAUGAGGUGUGUUUAAUGAGGCAGUGAGCUGAAGUCUGCAGUAUUUUGGCCCGCGAGGACUGGAGCCUGACACGUGCUCAAAGAUGUAGGCAUUACAACGUUAGUACAUAAUAGGAGGUCUGUUAUGUAAAACUUACGUAAUCAUGAAAUAAUGCACAAUUAACUUUUUGUUAAGACCUUGUUAUGCGAACUGUUGAGCAGUCAUGAGCCUGAAUUCACAUUAUAUUAGUGUGAUUGGCAACGUUUCCAACAGGUGCAAGACAGAGUCAAGUGACGUCUGGAGUUUAUUAGGUUACACGUAAUAAAGAGUUUCAUAAGUUACUAAUAAUGUUAAAAAAUCUGUCCCAUGUUUUAAAAUGGAGUUGUCAUCACUAAUUAGAGGCUUAAAAGCACUGAAGCUUCUUAAGUAUGUCAAUCUGCAUGACAUUCACUCAUUAUUUAUCUACAUUCGGUUGUUAAAAUGGGUUGAAACGAACUUCCUAGCUUGCAUGUCUACCAAAAAGCAAAGAAAUCUGAUUAAUAUUAAAAAAUAUAAUAUUUUUUUACUUUAGAAUAUAGAAUGCAAAUUGCUUUUUAGCCUCUAAUUUAGUUAUUAAAACUGUAUUUGGAUAGUUUUGUACAUGGAACACAUUUUGAAGUAUUAGUGACUUAUUAACUUUUACUAGCUCUUAACUAAUAAACUCCACAAAUGACUUGAUGCUAUCUGGAACCUAUUGGAAAUGAUGCCAAUCAUACACUGAUAAGAUGUUAAUUUAUGAUUAAUUCAUUUUCAGUAAUUUGCAUAACAAGGUUGUCGUGUUUAUUGUACAUUAUCACAGUUGAUAAUGCAACUAUUAGUAAUUUUCAGACUGCAGUCCUUACAGGUUAUAAUGAAUAAAGCUUAAUGCACAGUGAAUAAACCAUUCAGAAGUGUCGAAUUCAGACUGAACAAAGAACAAAAGCUUAAUAAAAGCCCAAUAUGUGUUCCAAGAUGUGGCGUCGUCGAGAUUUACGCCAAUCAUUUUGCGACACUAGGGUGAAACUUCGCACAGUAAGACCACUCGGAAGCUUCAUUGUAAACUCUUCUUAAUGUAACAUGCAGUGAGUCAGUGGAGGUACUGCGAUAUGCUCUGAAAAGCUUAUUGUGAAGUAAUUUAUUGUGAUAAUGAAAUUGUAUUGUCACAUCGCCCACUGAUCCUCCUUCCAUUUUCCUGCAGAGUUUAGUUACAACCUGCGUCUAACAUGCUGCCCCUCUCACCUAACACUAAAGCAUCCAGCCAGUCAAGGAACUUCUAAAGAACAUCCACUGUUUCUCAAAAUUUCUGUAUAAUUCAGUCAUUGAGAUGCAAAAAAGUCAGAGUGGUUUGAUGUGAAAUGGUUAAUUGUAGAGAAACUUGCUGACUCUUUUCUUUACACUGGUAGUGAUAGGAACCAGGAGUCACCAUGACUACAACACAAAUAUAGACAUUUUAUUUACUAUCCAAAACCACCAGUGAACCUACUCUGGUCUUAUAUGUAAUGUUGAUGAUGGUAAAAUAGUGAUAAAUGUUAAAAAAUACGUUUUUUGGGUACUGUUUUGCCUCACAACACCUUGUAUCAACCAGUCAAUCAACCAAUCAAUCAACAAAUCAAUCACUUAUCCUUUAUUUAAAGUUGGAAGACAUUGAGUCUGAUCCUCAUUUACAGUAUAGCUGAGCGUUAAAACAAAGAACAUGGGAUUGAAAAAAGUCAUAAAUAAAAAUAAAAAGAUAAAACAUAUGAACACAUCAAAUCAGUAAAAAGACAAAAUAAAGUUUAAGCAAAUAACCUAGUAUAACUAUCAAAUCAGAAUGUACAGAUAAUAUUGAGUAAUAAUUAUUGAAAUCAAAUAACUGAAUAAAAUAGAUUAAAUAAAAUAAUAAUGAUAAUAAAAUUAAUAAAAGAAUAAUGGUAAUAAUAAAAAAUAGCAGUCAAAUAAGUACUAACCAAAAUCAAAUAAAACAGCUGAAUUUUAUGUAAAUGCAUUAAACGCACUCGUGUCUCUAGCUUUAGGCAACAUGUUCAUACUUGUUUUAUAUGAUAACUUGCGUGAGACUUUAAACGUCUGGUUCCUAUCACCACCACUGUGAACAGUUCGGGGGAUUUGACCCCAAACCACUCUGAACGACUUUUCCACUGUUACCCUGAUAGUGAAGGUCACUCUGCCACUGUUAAGGUGGUCUUUGUGGUCCUGCAGGUUUUGUGAAACUGCAGCCCGCAGAGAUAAUAUUGUCCCUCCUGUUCUCUUAACAUUUACACGCACAUGCAGUGAGACCACGUGUCCAUACACUGCCUCUCAGCAGUAUUCUCCUCUGUUCUGUGUCUGUCAUCAUGUAUAAAGAUGUUUGACCAAUAAACCAAGAAAACUGACCAAUAA